This is a messenger RNA of Oppia nitens, 1301 nucleotides long. RefSeq lists its product as uncharacterized. NCBI's taxonomy places the organism in Eukaryota, Metazoa, Arthropoda, Arachnida, Sarcoptiformes, Oppiidae. The coding region runs from base 157 to 1281 and encodes 374 amino acids. The record is from RefSeq and is a predicted model, not a curated record. The transcript is spliced from 2 exons.
UUAAAGGCUAUAAUUUUUUUAAGUCUAUUGUAUAGCAGUUUUGAUUUUCUAUUGACAACACUAUUGUCGGGUAUCGCUAACGGGAUAUACAUAUGAUAUACAGUAUAUAAACAUCAAUCAAAUUAAUUGUUAUACAUAUUAUCAUUGAUAUCAACGAUGUCAUCGGUGUCCUCAUCGUUGUCGUCCACAACAACAACAACAAUCGCUUGUGUUUGCGGAUCCGCAGAUCACCGAUCAGUUUACUUUCCGAUAUCACGCAAAGCACUAGACGAAGAUCUGGAUGACUACCAGUACUGCUAUUGUCCGCAUAAGGUUACUGAGGUUAAAGUGGCCGAUCUGAUCAAACAGGCGGUGGCCGACAGCGAUAAUAUCCGGUUAUGGUUGUACAAAGUGUAUCAUUGUGGCGUCUACGGCGGCGCCAACGUCACCAAUACUAGUCUGGUGUCACCGACCAGUGUCAUCAGUUUCAGCGGCGGCUUCGGCGACCCUUAUAUCAAAAUUGAUGGCCAACAACAACAACAGACAAUAUAUCGGUUCGAGAUUAAGCCCUCUUCGAUAAAACUAUGGAUAAAGUUGGUCGGCGUACAAGAAAUUCAAUUGAAACCAUUGUUUAAGGCUUUCUAUAAUAAUGCGGAACCGUUUAGACGGAAAAUCAAACCGUUAGAGAUGCCAAUAAUUGGCAAAUUGAUUGAUUGUAUAGCAAUUACUUCUAGAUAUAAAUUUCGGGUCUAUUUGACCGAAAAAGUUGAUUCACUAAUUGAAGGUUUAGAUAGACGAGAGCUUAGCUAUGAUAUGCCUAUAAGCAGGGCCUGGCUUUACGGCCAGUUUGCCGAUAGUUUGAUUGUUAUUAGUUCAGAUAGUUAUCCUAAUAAUAAUCAACUUAUUGUUAAUAAUCCACAAUCCAUGGCUAAAGCCCUAAACGAUGCCCUCAUCACUGUCAACAACAACAAUAAUUUGGAUCAAAUCAAUACUAAUAUAGAAAAGUUGUCGGAAACAAUCAAAAAGUGUUUGACUGACCAGACAAAAGCCAUUACCGAUAUACUGGUGGCCACUGUCGGCAGCGGCGAUUGCAGCCAUAAAUAUUUGACUGACUUGUAUGUCGACGACAACGACUCGGAAACCGAUACCCAAUGUUGCGAUCAGUCAUCAGUUAAUUUACAAUUGAAUGCUAAUGUAAGCGACGAUAACAGCAGUAGUGGUGACAAAACUAAUGUCAAUGAUUUGAUCCCAUCGUCAGCACAUACCAUGAAUAUAAGGCAUAAAAAUUUGUUUGAUUAUUAAAAAUUUAUUAAAUAUUUUAA